Molecule: messenger RNA, 237 nt
Organism: Balearica regulorum gibbericeps (East African grey crowned-crane)
Lineage: Eukaryota; Metazoa; Chordata; Aves; Gruiformes; Gruidae
Source: RefSeq, a predicted model, not a curated record
ACCAUGGCUGACAGAGCUGCUGCUGAAAGGGCUUGUAAAGACCCCAACCCCAUCAUCGAUGGCAGGAAAGCCAACGUGAACCUGGCGUACCUGGGUGCCAAGCCGCGGAUAAUGCAGCCAGGUUUUGCCUUUGGUGUCCAGCAGCUUCAUCCAGCUCUCAUACAAAGGCCUUUUGGGAUACCUGCUCACUAUGUCUAUCCACAGGCUUUUGUGCAGCCUGGAGUGGUAAUUCCCCAC